Molecule: messenger RNA, 519 nt
Organism: Blastocystis hominis
Lineage: Eukaryota; Bigyra; Opalinata; Blastocystidae
Exons: 3
Coding region: 1-519 (172 amino acids)
Source: RefSeq, a predicted model, not a curated record
AUGUGGUUUGAAGGCACGAGGCUCGAUAGUGUUAGACAUGAGUGUAAACGAGAAGAUGACAUUCGGAAUUGGAUAUGGAACGAAUUUGAUGGAGAUGGGUAUGGGAAACAACGACUUACUGAUGUUCACAAUUAUGUCAGACUAAAUUUGCGAUAUCUGAAAGAGGGAGACGAUUGGAUUGCUGAAAUCACAGGAAAUCCUCUCAAGAAGAGCAAAGUCCAACGAAAUGUCACGUUAAUCUUUUAUUUGGGUGUUGCGGGAGAAAAGAGUUAUAUCCAAGUCCCAACAAUUCAUUCAAAACGGGGAUCGAAGGGUCCAGUUGUGCUCCCUUUUUAUUCGGGAGACUAUGGAGACGGCCACAUUCGAAUUGUCGAAGAUGCUUUGAAUGUGUCUCCAGUCAACCUUAACCAUCCCUUUUCCGCGCUGCACUUUAUAGCGUCCGAUCCAAAAGACGAUCGAUCGCUGGAGAACUACUUCUGGUUUGGAGAGACAAUCAAGAAUCUGGACGAUGCAUCGUAA